AUGGCUACAAAUUAACAUAUUUAUUAAAGGAAAUCUCUAAAUGACUAAAGAGCUAAUCAGGAGCAUGCAGCUUAACAGCCAAAUUAAAAUUAAGUGAAGAAAAUCAACUCUGAAAAGCUAAUCAGCCAGAUUCAAGAGAAGAAAAGCCCAGAGAGAUAAGAAUAGCCGAAAAUCAGUAAUGUUGAUAAACAGUUUUAUUCAAUUAACUUCAAGGAAAAAGACAAAAAAGUGAAGAGCGAUUUGAAUACAAAGAUAAAAAUGAAGGCAGAAGAUUAUAUGAAUGAAAAAUUAUCAGAUAAUCAUUUUAAGAGACCAUAACUUUCAACAAAUUAAUAGAAUUUAAAUAAUUUUUGUAAUCACAAAAGCUAAAUUUUAAAUGUUAUUGAAGAUGUUAAAGAUUUUUUAAAUCAGAAAUCGUUGAUGACUCUUUAUAUGCAGAGUUUAAAUAACUCUUAAAUUCCUUCUAAAGGUCUUAUUAAUCCCAAAUAUUAAAUAAAGCACUCUGAUUCAAACCGCUAAAACACUUAAUAAUAAAAUACAUAAUCAAAUGAAGAUAAAAAAAAUAAGCACGAGUUUACAGCUUUGCUUGACUGGGAGGAAACACCAGAAAAGUACAGAAAAAAAUAUUUAUAUUCUCAAUAACAAGUCGAUUCAAUAAAACAUGAUAAUUUUAAGAAUUAAAAGAAAUAAAUUUAGUAAAACUCUAUUGAUGCUAAUAAAUAAAUGGAUUAAAAAAUAGUAGAUAGAAGGAAAUCCAAGUCUUUGCACUUGAGUCCAGACAAUUAAAGAAAAAAUUUAAUAGAUUAAAGUGUGUUAAGCUAUAAUAAGAAGAAGUAAUUACUCUCUCCUAUCAGCAUGGCUUCUUAAAGUCCACAGCAUGUAAGGCUUUCUGAUCUAAAUUUAAAAAUAGUUAAAAAGAAAUCCUCUAAUUAAUCUGAUAUUCUCCAUAUAAAUUAAGAUUUUUAGAUUCCAAUUAAUUAGCAAAAUACUAUUUUCAGCAAUAGCACCAAAAAAUCUUAUUCAAUGCAUGCAUAUUUGCAAGAUAAUAAUUUAGAAAAUAAAUGGUAAAAGAUUUAUUAAACUGGAACAGUGAAAGCAAAAGAAGUUAUACAAGAAAAAGGGGAAUAAAAUUAAUUAUAACUUAUCAAUUAAUUGAGUGGAAAUUUUAAUAAUAAAAACUAAAAUAAAAAAGAUAGCAUUGUUGUUGAUACAAAUAAGAAUCUCAGGCAAUUAAAUUUUGAAAAGUUUAAAAGCAUGUAGCGUUAAGAAGCGAAUAAUAUUGAACUGAUAUCACCAAAGAGUGCUAGACUUCCAGUCAUAUCGCGAGUUAAAUCUUACAGUUUAGCUCGCUCAGAAACGGAAAGAGAUUUAAUUCAAUUAAAUCGAAUACAUACUGACAAGAGUGAGAGAUAGAAAAAAUUUAAGCACAUAGGUUAAACAGUGGAUGAAGAGGAAAUUAAUAAUUAAAAAGAAGAAAAAAAUUUUAUUUUACAAGAAAGCUAAGUUAAUUUUGAUGACUUUUAUAAUAGAAAUCCCUUGAAAAAGGAAUAAUUAGACAGGCUUCCUAACAUGUAACUUAAUAGCCCUCAAAAAUCUAAAGGAAGAAGUCUUACAGAAGAGCCAAGAGAAGGCUAGAAGCAAAACAAAUCAUAAACUUCGCUUAAAACAUAAUUUAGUAUGGAAAAUCAAAUAUGGAUAACGAAGAAUCCUGCUGGUAUAAAGCUAGAUUAUUAAUUAAAUUACAUCAAAAAAAGUAAAAUGACUAGAUUUGAUACAAAUGAAGGAUUAAAAGCUCAUCAGAUAAGAAAUUUUAUGGAAAAGAAAAUAAUGAUUGACAGUCUUAACCAAAAAAUAGAUUUAAGAUAAAUAUUUGUAAUCUAUGUCAAAGUAAAAUCAACUGAAAAUGAAGUCGGACAUUUAGAUGUCUCAUCAUUGGCUGAAGAUUAUUGUAGAGACGAAAACAACUUAUUUGAAUCAUCUGGCAAUAUCAAUAAAAAUAAAGGAAAAAAAAUUUUUAUUGUUGAAUCUUAUUUUAUUCCUAUUUAUAAAACUUCAAGUAAUUAUAUUGAAUUAUAGAGAGACACCUAAAUAUGGAUAUAGUUGCUUAAAAGAUUGAUAGGAAUCGACCCUAAGACACAGCUUUACUUCUUUACUGGAUAUGGGUAGUAGAUGAAACUUAUAAAUUAAUUACCAGAGUACUGCAAUUUAGUAUUCUUUCAUGCAAAUCCACCACAAGUAAAGAUGGUAAAGGAGUAGUAUUAGAUAAAUGAAAUGCUGAAUACAGAAAAAAGCCAAUAGUAGGAAGAUAAAAACGAUUAAUUAUACAUAGACGAAAUGAUAACAGGCUAAACUAACUUGAUUUCCUCACUCCGAAAAAUGCAUAGGAUUAGUUUGCUAGAACAGGAAGAAGAAUUUUAGUUUGUGAAUCAUUUAAAUAAGCUUAAAACAAAAGAAGAUAUUUCUUAAGUUUUGAACAGUCGCUCUCAUGUUCUUAGACUAUUAUAAACAAUUUCUUCUGAUCCUUCCCAUAAUAAACAAUCUCUCAAACAAAUGCCAUUUAAAAAAAUCUAGUUUCCCUCUUAAAACUAAAAUUAAAAUAUCCACAAACCACUAAAAAGAGUUGACUCUUUCUCUAAAAUAGAUAAAUUUCCAAAAGACAAAAAUGUUGAGGCAUUAGACAAUGCGUUUUUGACUUCAAAGAAAGAUGCUGAAUCAGAUAAAAAAGUAGACAUAAUAUUCUAUAACAAGCUGUAAAACUAAAAAGAUUUCUAUAGAGUAAUGAAUAGACUUUACAAACCAAUAUCAGAUAUAAACCUAAAUGAAUUAGAAUAAAAAACUAGUCUAUCAAGACAAGAGCUAAUUCACCUCUAUUCAUAGUAUAAAAGUUAUGUAGCUAUGGCAUAAGAUACAAAAAAUCCUAAAAAUUUUUAAAUAAAUAUAAAUGCUCUAUCCAAGUAAAGCUAUGGUGCAUCCCUAAUGCUCUUAGAAAGGGUAGAACCUUUAAUAACUCUCUUAAAAAAAGAAAAACAACUGCUUAAAGGAGAAUUUAGUGAUAUUAUCAAUAACUAAAUCUUUUCACAAAAAGAUUACAAAUUAACCUGGGAAGAAUUUCUGCAGGACUAUUUAGAAUAAAAAUAAAUUGUUGAAGCCUGA
Messenger RNA from Tetrahymena thermophila SB210, 3153 nucleotides. RefSeq names its product kinase domain protein. The transcript has 3 exons. Lineage: Eukaryota; Ciliophora; Oligohymenophorea; Hymenostomatida; Tetrahymenidae. The record is from RefSeq and is a predicted model, not a curated record.